AUGGGCUUCCAGGGCGACAUCUUGAGAAGCUCUGUUCCGAUCUGGGCCAACAUGCAGGCGGCGUCGCCCACCACGCCGGUCAGCUCGUGCUUUCCAACCUCAGUCUCCUUCGCCCUCGACAACAUCGAGAAGAGCGACCUCUCAGCACUCGGAUACCCCAAUUGCGAGUCUCACGUCAGCGACGAGCACAAGAUGCCGCUCAUCCAGCACCUGCUCGUGACCAAGGCGCCUGCCGGCGACAAGGACCACAAGGAGGUCGUCGCUAUUGACCGGGACAUUGUCAGCGAGGCGAUGGGUCAUUUGUGA
This is a messenger RNA of Phanerochaete carnosa HHB-10118-sp, 306 nucleotides long. RefSeq lists its product as uncharacterized. The coding region runs from base 1 to 306 and encodes 101 amino acids. The record is from RefSeq and is a predicted model, not a curated record. The transcript is spliced from 2 exons. NCBI's taxonomy places the organism in Eukaryota, Fungi, Basidiomycota, Agaricomycetes, Polyporales, Phanerochaetaceae.